Aspergillus mulundensis is the source of this 1803-nucleotide messenger RNA. Its product is annotated as putative C6 transcription factor. Gene Ontology annotation, molecular function: DNA-binding transcription factor activity, RNA polymerase II-specific; DNA binding; zinc ion binding. Gene Ontology annotation, biological process: DNA-templated transcription; regulation of DNA-templated transcription. Bases 1 to 1803 code for a protein of 600 amino acids. Lineage: Eukaryota; Fungi; Ascomycota; Eurotiomycetes; Eurotiales; Aspergillaceae. The transcript is spliced from 2 exons. The record is from RefSeq and is a predicted model, not a curated record.
AUGGAAUUCUCCGCCAGGCCAAGUCCACGAACGGUCAACAAGGAGGCCGACGUCUCAAAACGCAGCUGCACUCGAUGCAAUCAGAAAAAGCUCGGUUGCGACCGAAACCACCCCUGCGGCCGCUGCUUGAAAGCUGGGGCUGAAUGUCUCUACCCAGGAAACAAGCGAGCACCACGGAAGUUGAAACGUCCUCCGAUAUCUGAGAUUAUUGACCAGCUUGGGGAGCUGCAGGAGGAGGUCGAGCGGCUACGGUCAGCUUCUGGUGUGCCCUCGGCUGAGCCUGUCGGACAUUCGCCUCAGCCGGGUCAUGGCAUCGAUCAUCACGGUCGUAUUGAGUGGCAAGAAACCGCAAAAGGUAGACUGGUGGUUAGUGGUGGAAGAAGUUGGUAUGUGGGUGAUGAGGCCUCGGUUAUUCUUGGGGACAAGAUUCAAGAGCUACGAGAGCUAUGUGAUGGGCACUCUGACGAGGAGAGUAUGGCGCAUGCCUCUAGCCCUUCUACGAAACCAAUGACUCUGGUAGCGACCAAAGGGUUUGAUCAAACUGCGAACCCGAAUGUAGAUAACAACCGGUAUCUACAACUGCCACGAAUUCAGACAUUAUGGCGGAUCUACCAGGAAAACGUCGCGCCAAUGAUCGCCAUUCUGCAUGUUCCGUCAAUCAGUGCUAAGCUGGGAGAAAGUUGUGCAGAAUCCGAGUCAGAAUUGGAGCCUGGGUAUAAAGCUUUGCUCCUAGCAGUUGGGUUCGCUGCCGUGGUGAGCAUGACGACGCAGCAGUGCCUGUCCGUCCUGGGCGAGGAUCAUGAUGCCUGUAUUCACGAGUACAGGGUUGUCGCGGAGCAGGCUCUGGCAGAGGCCAACCUGGUCAGCACCACGGACAUGCAAGUUCUACAAGCUGCAGUCUUGUUUCUGUUGUGUCUGCGCCGAUGUGCUGACUUGCAGCUCAUUUGGGCUCAAGCCGCGAUCGUGGUUCGCGUUGCGCAGCGCCAGGGACUUCACCGCGAUGGCCAGCAACUGGGACUGGCCCCAUUCGAAACGGAGAUGCGCCGCCGCCUAUGGUGGCACAUUUGCAUUCUCGACAUGCUCUGUUCGGAGGACCAGGGAACUGACACGCAGAUUUGGCCGGGGAUGUUUGACACUAAGCUUCCCACGAACAUCGACUGUAACGACCUCACACAAAAUAUGCCUUCUCUGCCCCUUCCACAGAAAGGCUACACCGAUAUAGCAUUAUGCAUUAUUCAGUGCGAGAUUAUGCCUGUUUUGCAUUGGUUCGGCAAGUAUGUAGGCCAUAACGCACAGCAGGCAUCUUCUUCUGAGAAGGAGGAGCUCCUAUCGCACCUUGCGAAUCGUUUUGAAACCGAAUACCUGCAUAAUCUCGACUUCGACAACCCAAUCGAAUGGCUAACAGCCGUUAUUGUGCGCCUUACGCUCUCCAAGGCCUGGUUAGUGCAUCGUAUCAGCACGUCAACAGCGCACCAAGGCCCCGACGCGGCGGCAGCAAACGAUGAAAUAUUCACCAUGGCCAUUGAGAUCGUCAAGUUUGCGAUGUUGCUUGAGAGCAACAAGACCACCACGCAGUGGGCUUGGCUUGCCGGUACCUACAAGCAACGGCACGUCGUGGCGUUCAUCCUGUCCGAGCUCUGCGAGCGGCAAAUUACGCCAGAAACAGAUUAUGCCUGGGGCGUUGUUAGGCAGUUAUAUGACAAGUGGGUACGUGAGGGUACGCCGAGCAAUGCGAUGCUGCAAGAGCCCUUGAAGCGCUUGAUGGAGCGCGCGGCUCGUUCGCGCGACCAAAAGACUCACUGA